This is a messenger RNA of Nestor notabilis (Kea), 786 nucleotides long. RefSeq names its product family with sequence similarity 64, member A (gene PIMREG). The record is from RefSeq and is a predicted model, not a curated record. Lineage: Eukaryota; Metazoa; Chordata; Aves; Psittaciformes; Psittacidae.
AUGACAUCUGUGCUCCAAAACGUAAAGGCAACGAUGGCCUGUCGGAAACACCAGCUCCUAGCUGACUUCGAUGAGAAUGACAGCCCUGUACCUGACAAAUUCAAGAGACGGGCUGCUUUCACUUCUCUCAGUUCCAUCCGCAUGUCUUUACGGACGCGAGCACCACUAAAGCAAAUAGAGCUGAAUUUUCCUAAGACCCCUACUUGGAAAAGUCUGGAAGCAAGACAGAAGUGCCAAUCUCUUCAGAGUAUUAAAAGAACAGCAAAAAAUGCUUUUGGAAGAGUGUCCCAGAAAAUACAGAAGUCUUGCCAAAGUCCAGUAGACUCGAUGGUGACCUUUCCAGCUGAAUCCAUCAGCAGAAGCUGUUCUACCAAGAAAAGAAGCACUACACCUCAAAGCCCUUGCCAUAAGAAGAGUGUUACUCCAGCAGCCAAUUCCAAAGGCAGCAAAAGAGCCUUGCCUCGGCCAAAAUGGGUGUCAGAGCACAAAGAAUGGAGGGGUUUCUCAUCCUGGCUUGGUAAAGAUGCUGUCUCACUCCGGAGAUCAAGAAGAGCAGCAGCACUGAAGAGUCCUUAUUCAUCACCUGCUUCUGCCAGCAGAAAGAUAGAGUUUGACUGCGAGUUGGAGCUGAUCUCUUCAGGGAUUUGCCAAUUGCAGCAUAUCUCCCAGGCAUUUGAUGAUGCCAUUGUGCAAAAGGAGAGGCAACAUGCAGUAUCAAACUACUUGUCUAAUGGCACAAAGACGUUCUCAAGCUAUCAGAAGAUAGCAUCUGGGCAGUUGAGUUAA